AUGAAGUUACUUCUCCUGUGGAGCUUCUCCAUUGGCGUCUUAACUGCAGUUCGAGCCCAAUCCGACACAUGUCCAGCACUGAAGGACCGCCAGCUCGCCAAGCCUGGAAACUGUUCUGCUGUGACAGAAUCAUCAAAACCGUGGCGGAGACUGGAAUGAAGACUCUUGACCUUUAUGGGCCUAACGGGCCACGGACCCUUGGACCAAUUGUUCAGGCGCUGAGCAGCUUAGUCCAGAAACACUUCCAAGUUGCCUAUGAGAUUGUGAUGGCUCCAAAUGGCUUUGUGCUUAACACCAACUACAAUGGCACUAGGCUCUGCAAGUUCCAGACCAAUAGCUAUACAUUGGCUAUCUAUGAAACCCCUGCUAAAUAUGACAUCAACAGUGCCCGAUAGAAGUAUUUCAACAAGUUUGCACUUCACGACAAGCUACGUCUUUUGCCAGUUUCCAAACAUCUACGGCAGUUAUCCAGGCUUGCCCACACUUCCCACAGAGGAUUGCUACUACCAAUACCGCCGCCGGAGCACAGUCUUGUAGGGCGACUGUUCGGACGCUGA
Molecule: messenger RNA, 557 nt
Organism: Caenorhabditis elegans
Lineage: Eukaryota; Metazoa; Nematoda; Chromadorea; Rhabditida; Rhabditidae
Source: the annotation of a RefSeq genome assembly